AUGAACGGCGUCGUCUCCGCGCGCCGCGCCGCCCGCCACGGCUGCCGCCUCUACUCCUCCUCGGCGUCGGAGGCGUGGGACGGUCCGUUCUUCCGGCUGCAGAAGCGGCGGGGGCAGCACCUUCUCACCAACCCGCGCGUCCUCGACGCCAUCGUGCGCCGUGCCGUGAUCCGCCCGGGCGACGCCGUCCUCGAGGUCGGCCCCGGCACGGGCAACCUCACCGUGCGCCUCCUCGCCUCCCCUGCCGCCUCCGUCGCCGCCGUCGAGAUCGACCCGCGCAUGGCCACCGCUGUGACCACGGGCGACGCCAUGAAGGUCGACUUCCCGGAGUUCGACGUCUGCGUGUCCAACAUCCCCUACGCGAUCUCCUCGCCGCUAACCGCCAAGCUGCUGUUCGGCUCCUACCGGUUCCGGACGGCGACGCUGCUGGUGCAGAGGGAGUUCGCGCGGCGGCUCGUGGGGGCGCCGGGCCACGGGGAGCACAACCACCUGGCGACCAACCUGCGCGUGGUCGCGGACGUGAACCUGCUCAUGGACGUGAGCAAGGCCGACUUCGUGCCCGUGCCAGGGGUGGACUCCUCCCUCGUCGAGAUCCGGAUGAAGGAGCACCAGCUCCAGCAGCAGCAGAAGAAGAAGAAAAAUAAGAAAGAGAAGAACCUAGGCACCAUCUUCAAGCAGAAAGAGAUGGUCAUGGAGCUCUUCAGGCUGUCUCGAAUAGAGGAGGAACGCAUCGGAAAUGCCAGUAGCAGCGGCCGCGGUGCGCCUCACGACGAAUACGAUGCCGACGAUGGCGAAAAUGACGAACAUCCCUGCAAUGGAGAAGGUGGUUUCAGCGAGGAAGAGUUCGUGGUGUUCAAGGAGAGGAUUGCCGGAACAUUGCAGUCGGCCAGGCUCAACAACGAAAGGCCAUCGAUGCUGUCCAACGAGGACAUGAUGAGGUUGCUCCGCUUGUUCAACAAACGGGGGGUGCGGUUCCAUUAG
This is a messenger RNA of Miscanthus lutarioriparius, 981 nucleotides long. The record is from the annotation of a GenBank genome assembly. Lineage: Eukaryota; Viridiplantae; Streptophyta; Magnoliopsida; Poales; Poaceae.